AAGGAAUAGAUAAUAACAAAAUGGAAUCAUUUGACAUAAUCCUAGCAGCUAAAAAAGCACAAAGGUUUUGAUGUCUUUUAUGGUUUUUGGAUUUAUUAAUUGGUAAUAUGUCGAACCAUAAUUAUGAAAUUGAUCAAUUAGUGUAUGCAGCAUAUAAUGGCGAUUAUGAUUUGGUGUAUGACGCAUUGCUUACUGGUGUAUCUCCUAACAGUUGUGAUUCAAGGGGUCAUUAUCUGCUUCAUGCAGCUGUAGCUGGAAGUCAAGUUACGAUAUGUAAUUUAUUAGUUACAUCAUGGCAUGCAUGGAUUAACGUCACAUGUAAAGGUGGUAAUACUCCUCUUCAUGUUGCUUCUGACGUAGCAGUAAUUGAACAACUUUAUAGAAAAGGAGCCUUAAUAAACUAUUUAAAUGAUGAAGGAAGAACACCACUAAUGACUGCCAUUAAAAGAAAAAACUAUGAAGUAAUUAAAAAAUUAAUUCAGUUAGGAAGCAAUAUUAACGCAGCAGACAAACAAGGAAUGACAGCUUUACAUUUUGCUGCAAGUAUUUUAGACAUAGAACCUAAUUUUAUUCAAAUUCUUUUAAACUCGGGUGCAAGUUUAAACGCGGUAACAAAAGAAGGUUACACCCCGCUUUUUUUAGCAUGCAUGAAUGGUAACAUAAAUAUAGUUAGGCUGUUAUGCACAGAUCAUAACAUCAACAAAAUAGAUUUUAUUGGUCACUCUCCAAUAUGUAUAUUUCUAAAAAAUAGUCCAUAUGAAGUAAAUAAUAAAGAAGAAGUCAUAAAUUUUUUAGAAAUGUUUAUUUCUAGGGGAUGCAAUCUGAAGCAUAAAACAAAUGAUGGAAAAUCACUUCUUAUGCUAUUUAUAGAGGGACUUAGUAAUAGUGACGAAAUAAUAGAAGAUUCUAAUUUAUGUGAAAUAUAUUUAAAAAAUGAUGUAGAAAUGAUAAAAAAUGUAAUUAAUUUAAUUAAUGAUGGAGAAAACAUAAAUUUUGCUGACGAAAAAGGAGAAACUGUUUUGCAUAAGUUAGCUUGGAUCGGAAGCAUACCUAUCGAUAUUAUAGAACAAAUUUUAAUAUUAGGGGCAAAACCGCAGAUUGUUGACAAACUAAAUAUAUCACCGCUGCAUUUAGCUGCUUCUGCAGAUAACGUUGAUGUAGCUAAAACUUUUAUCAAAUAUGGAGCUAAUAUUAAUGCAAAAGACAUUUAUGGUUCGACAGUACUUCAUUAUGCUGCAUAUAGUCAGUCGUUCAAUAUAAUAGAAUAUUUAAUUGAAGCAGGUGCUUUAGAAAAUGAACUAAAUAAUAACGAGCAAACAUUUUAUGAAACUCUACAACAAAACGAUAAGUGUGAACUUUUUGAUACUUACUUAAAACUUAAAGAAAACGCACCUUUAACUGAAGUUGUUAAUGCAGACAAUCAAAUAUCUAGAUCAUUAAUUGUUUCGAGCGAGGAAGAUAUUAAACCAGAAUACUUUGUUCAACAUAAUAAAAAAAAUGAUAUUUUAGAGAAAAUAAUUUUUCAAAACAACGUUGGGUCAAUGUUUUUAAAUGAAGCCGAAAAAGAGGUGUAUGAUACAAUCCAAUCUUUUAUGCUAAAACUUUGCAAUUUUGUAUCAAAAGAAGAUGCAUUUUUAACAUGCAUUCCAACAAUAUCUGGAAGUGUCAGUGAAAAUACUAAAUGCGGACUUCCAAAUGAAUUUGAUUACUUGCUUAUAUUUGAGUCACUUGGUGAAGUGUGCGAAGUAGUCGAAACUUCUAGCUCAGGACUUAUACAUAUGCGUUUCAAAAGCGAAAAGAAGUACUUUGAUAAUAAAACAAGUUUCAAAUACUUUUUUCGAUCCGAUAAUUUUAUAAGCAUAGAAACGCUGGAAAAAAGCUUAACCAGUGUAUUAACUAAUGUAUUAGGAAAACCUGACCUAUACAAAGAUUCAACAGCAAAUCUUUAUAAUCUCAGCGCAAACUAUUUAUGUAAAAGCGGCGCCUCUUUUAAUAUACUUUUAAGGUACACAGGUCGAUAUCACAAAAAUUUACAGGUUAACAUCGAUGUUGUACCUGUUAUACCAAUUAGGCAAUUAAUAUCUGGAUUAAAAAACUUGUCAUUUUUAUUAGAUGAUAAAAAAAAAAUGCCAAAGUUAAUGGUAUCUUUUAAAAAUGCUUUGUGGAUAGGAAGAAAAUACGGCGGUGCACUUAGAAUAUCGUUUUCUCUGUUAGAAACUAAUAUUUUUAAUAGAAUUCCAUCAAAUGCUCGUAUUGGAUAUACCCUUUGCAAGGCACUCAUUCUUCAUGAAAAUUUUCCAAAUUUUUUGUUCAAAAAUAACAAUUUUCCCAUAAUACACCAAACUAAUAUUACGUCAUACAUUUUAAAAAACACUUUAUUUUAUGAAUUAAAAUUUCUAUAUGAAUCGAGAAAUGUUGAUUUGAACUCAAUUAAUAUUGUUGAAUGGACUGUAAGAAUAUUUAAACGCCUUUAUGUUUCACUUGCACAAGAUAACGUAAAAUCGUUUUUUCUACCGAAGGUCAGUCUUCUUAAAGAAAAAUAUAGCAAUUUUUAUGAUUCCAAUUAUGAAAAGCUAGAUGCAUCAUUUGAAGAUGAUUUAACAAUUGUCAGCAGCGGCAAAAUUACUAGUGACUAUGAUGGCUCUCAAAAUGUUAUUGACAUGAUGGUGAUAAAAACUGUUUUAUUGUUAAUAGGUACAAAUCAAAGUACUAACUUUUUUUACCAUGACCAAAACGAUAGAGUAAUUUAAAUAACAGCCUUGAUUAAUGCAAGAUGAACUUUAAAAUAAAAAAGUUUUUAUAAAUUAAAUAAUCUUUUAAUAAGUGCAUUUGUAAAUGAAUGACAAUGAAUGAGUUUGUAGGGACCAAUCCUAUUACUGGAAAAGAUUUCUUUCUAUUACAUGUUAU
Messenger RNA from Hydra vulgaris (swiftwater hydra), 2907 nucleotides. Its product is annotated as delta-latroinsectotoxin-Lt1a. The record is from RefSeq and is a predicted model, not a curated record. Gene Ontology annotation, cellular component: cytoplasm; nucleus. NCBI's taxonomy places the organism in Eukaryota, Metazoa, Cnidaria, Hydrozoa, Anthoathecata, Hydridae. Gene Ontology annotation, molecular function: protein binding.